AUGAGAAAUAAUCGCUCGGUUUUUAGACGUGUUCAAACUCGCAUUUUCGUCGCUAGUGAUUUUCGUGCAGGUAAGACGUUUGAUUACAUUUUACUUUCGCGCGGGCAAUUGUGCGUAAAUUGUGUUCUAGCGUGGAGAAAACAGAAAAAUCUGCAAGUGUUUCAUCACAAGUGCCUUCAACAUCUCAUGCACGUCCAACAAGUCCAACUGCCUUCAAGCCUGCCUCAAAUAAAAGAAGUAAGACUUCUAAACAAAAUAAGACCCAAACAGACUUCAUGAAUUACUGCAAGAAUCAGCUUGAAAGCAAAAAUGAAAUUGAUGAAUUUGAUGCAGCCGCAAUUUCGUGGGCGAAAAAAAUUAAAAAGAUGAAUCCAACUCAGGCUAUUUAUGCAGAUAUGCUUAUCAAUCAAGUUGUAAAUAAAGGAUUAUUAAACCAAUUAACCGAGACAACGAUAAUUAUGCAACAAUCACCAGUUCCACUUCCACUUUUCUCACCGCCUAGCCCAUAUAGUGUUGCUUCAUCAAAUUCUUCAUUACAUCGUCCAGAAAGAACAUCUCAAUUACAU
Messenger RNA from Acanthoscelides obtectus, 566 nucleotides. The record is from the annotation of a GenBank genome assembly. Lineage: Eukaryota; Metazoa; Arthropoda; Insecta; Coleoptera; Chrysomelidae.